UUUUGAUUCCAUUUUGUGACGAAAUUAUCAUUUUUUAUCGAGAUUUUCAAUGGAAUUCUUUUAUUAAAACAUCAAAUCAACUUCCUAACAAUCUAUCACGAUGCCCGAAUACGAAAUAAACGGCGUUCAAGUGCAUUUUCCGUUCGAACCUUAUGAAGUUCAACGAAAUUACAUGUCAAAAGUCAUUGAGGCACUGCAAGGAAGUACAAAUGCUGUCUUGGAAUCGCCUACAGGCACGGGAAAAACACUUUGUUUGCUUUGUUCGAGUCUUGCAUGGCUUCAAACGAAGAAGGCACAAGUUCAGGCGAGCAAAUUGAAACCUUUGGAUAUGUUGAAGGAGCAAGAAGGCUUGGUUCAACCCGCUAAUUGCUUGAAUAACCUCCAAGAUGACUUCUCAAAAGAGCUGGAUUCUGCUUGCGGAGCCAAAGGAGGAGCUUGGGGAGUUCCCAAAAUCAUUUACGCGUCUCGAACACAUUCACAGUUGUCGCAAGCGAUGGCUGAAAUGAAACGCACGACAUAUUCCUACAUGAAAGCUGCCGUUGUUGGAUCACGCGAUCAGCUGUGCAUCCAUCCCGACGUCACAAAAGAAUCGGGAAACUCGAAUAAAAUUCACAUGUGUCGAGCUCACGUUCAAGCUCGUACUUGCGGCUUUUAUCAGCGUGUCGAUCAGAAGAAAGAUCAUCCGGAUUUUCGUGAAGCUUCCGUUAUGGACAUUGAAGAUUUGGUUACCGCAGGAAAAAAACACAAAUGUUGCCCGUAUUUCUUGUCGAAAGAGAUGGUUGAAAAGGCGGAUAUUAUUUUUAUGCCUUACAACUAUUUGUUGGAUCCGAAAGCAAGAAAAGCGAAUAAUAUUGAGCUCCAUAACUCGAUUGUGAUUCUGGAUGAGGCGCAUAAUGUCGAAAAAAUGUGCGAGGAAUCUGCUUCGAUUCAACUGAAGAGUAGCGAUGUGGCUUUGUGUAUGGAAGAAGUCACAAACAUCAUGCGGAAAUUGGAUGACGACAAGAAUUUGGGAUUUGUGGAUGACGUUGGGGGAGCUGAAGACGGACAAACAUUUACAAUUGAGGAUUUGGCAACGUUGAAAGAACUUUUGAUGAAAUUGGAAGAAAAUAUUGAUAAUUUGAAGGCUGAUACGAAUGAAGGAACGACUCAUCCAGGAAAUUUCAUCUUUGAUCUCCUCAACCGAUCAGGAUUCAACGAAAGCAACUCCGAUAUAAUCCGAAAGUUGUUAGACGACUUGAUUCAAUGGAUAACUGCUGCUACCCAAGCUCAAGGCAAAGGCAUCUCAUCAAAUGCGGGUGGAUUGUCGCUUCUUUCGGAUGUCCUUACGAUCGUUUUUGCCGGCAAAGGAGGCGAUUUUCACGAACGCGUUCGUCGCUGUUACAAAGUUCACAUUGGCAUUGAGGAGCAAAAGAAGGAAAAGGGCUACAAAAAGAACGAUGGCUGGACCGCAAUGGGAAAAGCUCCGACGCCUUCUGUAAAGAAUAAUGCAAAAGUUGUAAGUUAUUGGUGUUUCAACCCGGGCUUCGGCAUGACACAAGUUCUCAAUAAAAAUGUUCGAAGUGUCAUUUUAACGAGCGGAACAUUGGCGCCAUUGAAGCCUCUUAUCAGCGAAUUGGGCAUUCCCGUAAAUGUUCGUCUCGAGAACCCGCAUAUCAUCAAAAAAUCCCAAGUUUAUGUCCGAAUUGUGUCGCAUGGACCCGAUAACGAACAACUAAUUUCGAAUUACGAAAACCGAAACAAUCCCAAAUACGUUGCUUCUUUGGGACGAACCAUCAUGAACUUUUGUCCUGUGAUCCCGUCGGGUUUAUUGGUGUUCUUUCCAUCGUACUUCAUCAUGAACAAAUGUAUGGAUGAUUGGCAAGCAAGUGGUUUGUGGUCUCAAAUAUCAGCGCGAAAGCCAAUUUUCAUCGAGCCACGCACCAAAGAGGAAUUUACAGUUGUCAUGAACAAUUAUUACGCGAAAAUUAACGAUCCCAAUGGCAAAGGGGCAAUUUUCAUGGCAGUUUGUCGCGGAAAAGUAUCCGAAGGAUUGGAUUUUGCCGACAUGAAUGGCAGAGGCGUUAUUAUCACGGGUUUGCCUUUUCCUCCUGUCAAAGAUCCGCGUGUCGUACUGAAGCGUCGUUAUCUGGAGGAGAAUCGAACGCGCGAAAAUGAGAUUUUAAGCGGUGCUGAAUGGUAUGGCUUGGAAGCAACGAGAGCUGUGAAUCAAGCAAUUGGGCGUGUAAUUCGGCACAAAGACGAUUACGGAGCGAUUUUGUUGUGCGAUCAACGUUUUAAUGAUCGCCGUCAAAAAGAUCAACUUUCCAAAUGGCUUCAAGGUCAUUUGCAACAAAGUUUCAAUCCGGGAUUUGGCACGAUAAUGAAGGAGCUUUCGAUGUUUUUUAAAGAAGCAGCGAAAACGCUGCCUAAACCGUCGUUGAAACCAAUUUCUUAUGAAGAGGGAACAAGCAAAGCGAGCGAAAUGUUACAAGGGAUGAAAGGAAAUGACCUUGACGAUCGUGUACCGAACUACAAAAUUGCCUUAUCCGAUAAAAAUGAUUUCGUCGAAAACGCGAACAAAGUUCAAUCUUGGUCUCGUGCGGAUUACGAAAGAAACAACAUAAAAGUCGAAUUUCCUCACGGCAAGGACUUUUUCGGAGGUUUAAAGACAGAAAGUAGCUCUAUUGACUUCAACGAUGUCUCUUCUUACAACAAUAAUGCCCCAAAUCCAUUGGUUACCAUCCACAAACGCGCUGUUUCUCCCGCAGCUAAGCAAAAUCGCCCCAAAAAAUACAAAAUUAUCCCAAACAUCAAACAAGAAGUCAUAAAUUUAGACGAUUCAGAUGAAAAAUCUCCCGAAAAAUUCACCGCAGAACUAACAAAGGAAAAUCCUCUGUCACUGAUCAACUCCAAAGCUGAGGACACGGUAACAGUAUGGCGUCGCCGCAACAAAUUCAAGGAAAAUUACCAAACUUUGGAAGAAAUUGAGGCAGAAGCGAAAGCUUUACCUACUUGUCGAGUGGAAUUCUUGAAACUCAUGAAAACCGACGUCGAUCACGCGAAUUACAAAGGAUUUCUUACGGCAUUGAGCGACUAUCGAAAAAAUCAAAAUUUAGAAUUGCUGCUUAGUAGACUGAAAAAAUGCUUUGACAUGAUAUAUUUGUUCCCGUACUUGAUGGAAAUGAAGCGUUUUGUCGUUGAUUCGCACAAAAGUCGAUUUGACGCGGAAAUUCCCUCGUUUAUUCGAAGUAAAUUAAUAAAUUAAGUUAAAUUGAUGAAUUUUUUUGACCAAAAUGG
Culicoides brevitarsis is the source of this 3276-nucleotide messenger RNA. It is a transcript of the gene Rtel1, whose product is annotated as regulator of telomere elongation helicase 1 homolog. NCBI's taxonomy places the organism in Eukaryota, Metazoa, Arthropoda, Insecta, Diptera, Ceratopogonidae. The record is from RefSeq and is a predicted model, not a curated record. Gene Ontology annotation, biological process: DNA replication; regulation of double-strand break repair via homologous recombination; DNA recombination. Gene Ontology annotation, cellular component: nucleus. Gene Ontology annotation, molecular function: DNA binding; DNA polymerase binding; hydrolase activity, acting on acid anhydrides, in phosphorus-containing anhydrides. The transcript has 4 exons. The coding region runs from base 101 to 3244 and encodes 1047 amino acids.